This is a messenger RNA of Lactuca sativa (garden lettuce), 1122 nucleotides long. RefSeq lists its product as uncharacterized. The record is from RefSeq and is a predicted model, not a curated record. NCBI's taxonomy places the organism in Eukaryota, Viridiplantae, Streptophyta, Magnoliopsida, Asterales, Asteraceae. Gene Ontology annotation, molecular function: zinc ion binding; nucleic acid binding.
AUGUUAAUGAAGGAGUACUGCCGUAGGGGUGAGAUACAAAAGCUGGAAGAAGAAUAUUGGGGUCUUAAAAUGACAGGAUCUGACAUCCUGUCGUACACCUCAAGGUUCAGCGAUCUAGCCAUGCUGUGUCCCGGGAUGGUUCCUACCGAAAGCAAGAAGGUGGAAAGAUACGUAUGGGGAUUAUCUCAACAACUCCAAGGACACAUAUUGGCCUCAAAGCUAACUGCCUUCGACAGUGCCAAGGAACUGGCACAUCAACUCAUCAACCAUAACGCCAACCAUGACACUGUAACGACCACCUCCGAGCAAGCAAAAAGGGGAAACAACAAAAGAAAAUUUUGGAAUAAGAAAAAGGGCCAUCCUACUCAAGACCCUGCCAAGAAACAACAAGUGGUUGUAGUGCACGCCGCCACAACCACUGCCAACCCCACAACGAUAAGGCAAUACGCCGGGAACCUGCCCAAGUGCAACAAAUGCAGCUACCACCACAACGGUGCAUGCCGUGAAAUGCAUUGCACCAAUUGUAACAAAAGGGGGCACAUCGCCCGAUUCUGUAGAACUCCAGCCCAACCGAACGCACAAGCUGCCAACGUCGGAGCAAGCCGAACCUGCUAUGGAUGUGGAAAAGCAGGACACCUCAAACGUAACUGCUUGAAGGCAAGAAACCCCAACCCCGGCGAAGUUGGCAGAGUUCUGGCGAUAGGUCAUGAGGAAGCCAUCGCAGAUCCAACGGUGGUUACUGGUACGUUUCCCCUCAACAAUACCUACGCAUGCAUUCUUUUUGAUAGUGGCGUGGAGAAAAGCUUCGUGAGCCACCAAUUUAAACGCUUGCUUAAUCAAACACCACAAACACUAAAAGACACAUUCACCAUAGAAAUGGCUAACAGAAAAAUAGAGAACACUAACGAUAUUUAUACCGGGUGUACCCUCACCUUAAACAACCACUUUUUCCAAAUCUAUCUUAUGCUGGUCACCAUAAAAAGUUUUGAUGUUAUCAUUGGCAUGGAUUGGUUAUGCCCUCACCAUGCUGAAAUCCUAUGUCACGAAAAGGCCGUUCGCCUUAAUCUUCCAAGUGGCGAAGCUCUCGUCAUUUAUGGAGACAAACCUAGCUCAAACUUUUAG